GUUAUCUGUGAAAUCAAAAGUCACUCAAAUUAAAAACGCAAUUCGCGCCAAGUUUGCCGUGUUUAUAAGUUUACAAUUGAAGAUUUUGAUUUUAAGUGAACAUAUUAGCCCUCAUUUUUCAACACAAAGUCAGGAUAAACAUUUUAUUUUAUUUUUAUGAUUGUAGUGAAUAGCGUAAGCAAAUUAUGAGUUACAAAUUAUCAGAAGGGGCCCUGGAGGUCAUAAUGAAUGGCGGUCAUUAUGAUAAACCGGUAAUGCAGAUACUCGGCAAUAAAAAGAUUCAGGGUAGUGGCGCUAACGAGAGAUUCAGAUUACUAGUAUCGGAUGGCAAACAUUCUUUGAGCUUCGCUAUGCUCGCGACACAAUUGAACGACAAACUGAAAACCGGAGAAUUGUCAGACUACUCAGUUGUUCAAGUAGACCGCUUUAUCACUUCAGUAAUAAAGCCUAAUGCAGAAAAGAGGGUUAUGAUAUUGCUAGAAAUCACAAUCUUAGCACCUGGAUCAGAAGUUGGUAAGAAGCUGGGUAAUCCUCAAACAUGGUCAGAGGACUCUGCACAAGCGCCAGUACCAGCAACAAUGACACCAGCACCUAAAGCAAACCCAAGGCCACCUCCCGCAGUCAAACCUACUUUCAACCCACAGCUAGACUCCAGUAUGCUAUCAUCACAAAUGACACAUCCAAUAGCAAGUCUUAGUCCAUACCAAAAUAAAUGGGUUAUAAAAGCUCGUGUGAUGAACAAGUCAGGGAUUCGCACAUGGAGCAAUGCUCGUGGUGAAGGAAAACUGUUCAGUAUGGACUUGUGCGAUGACAGUGGAGAAAUUAGAGCUACCGCAUUCAAAAAUGAAUGUGAUAAAUUUUACGAUAUGAUUGAGGUUGAUAAAGUAUACUACAUAAGCAGAUGUAUUCUGAAGGCGGCAAACAAACAAUUUACCAGUUUGAAGAAUGAUUAUGAGAUGACAUUCACCGCGGAUACGGUUGUCUCUGAAUGUAUGGAGGAUGCAUCAACGGUCCCCUCUGUGAAGUUUGAUUUUGUUCCGAUCAGUGAAAUAGCCAACAAGAGUCCUGAUUCAUUGCUAGAUAUGAUUGGAGUAUGUAAGAGUGCAGCUGAUGUGCAAGAAUUAACAGCUAAAAGUACAGGCAAGUUGCUAAAGAAACGCGAAGUGACGCUUGUCGACUCAUCAGGUGGUGCGAUUACUCUUACAUUGUGGGGCAAUGAAGCUGAGAAAUUUGAUGGUAGUACAAAUCCAGUAAUUGCUGCUAAGGGUGCUCGUCUAACAGAGUUCAACGGCAGCAAAUCCCUCUCCUGUCUCUCCAGUACUAUGGUACGCCUCAACCCUGACUUGCCGGAGACGCACAGACUGCGCGGCUGGUACGACAACGGCGGUGCUGACUGCGACAUAGUCAAUAUCUCCGCCAGGAGCGGAGCAUACGGUGGCGGCAGCGGGGAAUGGGUGACGUUCGCGGAGGCGGAGGCGCGGCAGCUGGGCGCCGGCGAGCGCGGGGACUACUACAGCCUGCUCGGAGCGCUCACGUUCACCUUCUCUGACAACGCGGUGUACAAAGCCUGUCCACAGGAGCAAUGCAACAAGAAACUGCUGGAUCAAGAGAACGGCUUGUACCGCUGCGAGAAGUGCAAUCGAGAGUACCCUAAUUAUAAAUACCGGCUUCUGCUAGGCGCGAACGUGUCUGACCCGACGGGCGACCAGCGCGUGACUGCGUUCAACGAGGCAGCAGAGAGCAUGCUCGGCAAGACGGCAGCUGAGAUCGGACAGAUGUUCGAGUACGACAAGGCCGCAUACAGCCAGCUCUUCGAGGAAGUCAAGUUUAAAACUUUCGUAUUCAAGUUCCGCACCAAGAUGGAGACCUACAGUGAUGAAGCUCGAUUAAAAACCACAGUAAUGAGCGCGACGCCAGUAGACUACAAAGACGCGAACGCACGACUCGUUAAAAGUAUCAAAGCUUUGAGCGGAGUCGAAGUGUGAAACAGAUUUCAUGUUAUUAUUGUCGAUUUCCAUUUAUUAUUACUGUUUUUUAAAAUAAGCCAAAAAAAUUAUGAAUAUUCACAGAUUAUGAUCUAAAUUUAUUGUGAUAAAAAUAUGUUUUUUCUAA
Molecule: messenger RNA, 2112 nt
Organism: Papilio xuthus (Asian swallowtail)
Lineage: Eukaryota; Metazoa; Arthropoda; Insecta; Lepidoptera; Papilionidae
Gene: RpA-70
Product: replication protein A 70
Exons: 11
Coding region: 186-1985 (599 amino acids)
Biological process (GO): DNA replication; DNA repair; DNA recombination
Cellular component (GO): nucleus
Molecular function (GO): DNA binding
Source: RefSeq, a predicted model, not a curated record